Molecule: messenger RNA, 1315 nt
Organism: Acanthoscelides obtectus
Lineage: Eukaryota; Metazoa; Arthropoda; Insecta; Coleoptera; Chrysomelidae
Source: the annotation of a GenBank genome assembly
CAGGAUCCUAAAAUAAUCUACCAAAUCUACGUGAUCGCAGAGAAACGUCGACAACAGACGGUAGUAUCUGAGAUUGAUCCAUGAAGCGAUUCCAACAUCUGAAGAAUAAUUGCAGCAAAAUGAAUGAAAAUGAACCGUCUAGUGUUUCAACAAUUAUGUUCUAACCAUUCUCCUCACAAACAUGAUUUUCUACUUUCUAGGUGUUCAAUGCUGUCUAUUGGCUUGAAAAAUUCGUGAAUCGGAACGCACCCAAUGCCAGUGACUAAACGUCAAUCACUUGACAAAAAAUGAGGUCUACGUCAUUCGCCUAAUUCAAAACAUUACUCAUCCUUUAUUUUGGAAUUCCAAAUUUCUAAUUGUUGUUUUUCAAACGUAUUAACAAUGAACCGACUUUUCGGCAAAUCUAAGCCAAAGGAACCAGGUCCAAGUAUUUCUGAUUGCAUCUCGGGCGUGGAUCAGCGAGCUGAAGCAGUCGAAAAGAAAAUAAACGCCUUAGAAAAUGACCUGCGUAAGUUCCGAGACCAAAUGGCAAAGAUGCGCGAGGGUCCUGCAAAGAAUGCAGUUAAACAAAAAGCUUUGCGAAUUCUCAAACAGAAAAAGAUGUAUGAGAAUCAGUUAGAAAACUUGAGAGGGCAAUCUUUUAAUAUGGAACAGGCAAACAUGGCUCAUCAGACAUUGAAAGAUACACACACUACUGUGGUGGCAAUGCGAGAUGGUAUGAACCAAAUGAAGAAAGAAUUCAAGAAAAUUAAUGUUGAUGACAUUGAGGAUGUACAAGAUGAAUUGGCAGAUAUGAUGGAACAGGCUGAUGAAGUACAAGAAGCUCUAGGCAGAACAUAUAAUACACCUGAGAUUGAUGAAGAUGAGCUAGAGGCAGAAUUAGAUGCUUUAGGGGAUGAGAUAGGUUUAGAUGAUGACCAAAGUUAUUUGGAUGAUGUUCUUAAAGCUCCUGAAGCACCUAGUACCAAACCUGAAGCUGAACAAGCCAAAAAUAAGGAUGGAGUUCCAGUUGAUGAAUUUGGCUUACCUCAACUUAAUAAGCACUAAGAUGUAAUAUAUAUUUUUGAUUAUACCUAUAUUGUUUUUUAUAUGCUAUGCCAAUCUUAUGUAUUUAAGUUAUUAAAUGAGGAAAAAUAUUAAGCUUAUGUUUUGUAAAUUUUUUGUGCAAAAUAAUUUUUUUUUAUGUAGUUAUAAUUAUAAAGAAUUUUGCUUAUACUUUUAUGUACCAAGUUUCUUGACCCUUUUCUAAUAAAGCACAGCAUUGCUUGCACAUUUUUAAUGAAUUAAUAUGAUCUAACUGUCAAGUGUGUAUGUG